Molecule: messenger RNA, 6460 nt
Organism: Cephus cinctus (wheat stem sawfly)
Lineage: Eukaryota; Metazoa; Arthropoda; Insecta; Hymenoptera; Cephidae
Product: UPF0047 protein YjbQ
Exons: 3
Coding region: 902-1414 (170 amino acids)
Source: RefSeq, a predicted model, not a curated record
AUGGGUAAAAAUAAUUUUUAUUAAAUACAUUUUGAGUGUCUAAGAAGAAAUUCUGUUUCAUUUUUGUAUAUAGAACAAAGUGCAGUGUUCCAGAAUUGCAUAAGUUUGUAAAACGUCUCACGAGAGGCUGCAGGUUUUAAAUAAGAACCUGGACAAAUGGUAUUACGGGAUAAUUAGCAUCGUUCGGGACAAUCUUCUGGAGCGCAGGCGAUAGAGAACGGCUGCGUGUAACUAGAGAAAAUGGUGGUACCGUUUUCUAUAUUUUCUCGUCUCGUUCGAUAAUAAAGAACGAUUGAUUUUAUAGCCCUGGUGUCGCAGGGAAACGCGCGUUGUGCCAGGACGGCCUGUGCCAGGUGAAAAGGACGUUGGGGGGUGGCUUGGGAAGUGUAGGUGGUAGAUUUUCACAAGGAGGAUCGUUUCAGGGCCGAAUGUUUUGGCAGCAUUGUUCACUCGGGAUCGGUUCGGCUGGUUGCUGCUACGACUUGAACGAGUCGGUAGAUGUGCGCGGCCGUGUACUUGCGUCCAUGGGCCGAAGAGAGAGCAGCAGGAGGAGUGGUGGACGUCAAGUCAAUCGUUAUCUCUCCUAACCUUUGCGCGAUACCGCGAGGCGUGCUGGUGUUAUCGUACGGGCGGCCGGGUAUACGUGCCGAAGAAAAAUGUGGUUAGAUCCGCUUUGCUCGUAGCCGAGGAUCUUUUCUAUUUUUUUUUCUUCUAAUCACAAUCAACUACGUGGGGAACGUAGCUAACCAGCUUGUGCCUCCCCGAUGGAGCUCGUAACUGAGCUCUUGUGAUUUUACGGUUACUCGAUUAUAUUUUAUCUACGUGGUGAAUUAUUCUUUCGCGAAACUUUCGUUAAGCUCUACGUUCCCUCUGCUCAGCUGUGCAGUGGUCCGAGGUUAUCAUGGCCUCGUCGAAUAAAGGCAUUCAAAUCGGCUCCGCCUGGUUUCAGAAGAAGAUUAACUUAAGACCCCAGCAUCGGGGCGUCCACCUCGUCACCGAGGAAAUUUUAAGGCAGAUUCCUGAACUCUGUCAGUUCUCUGUUGGUCUCUGUCAUAUACAAAUUCUUCACACAUCAGCCAGUCUGGCAUUGAACGAAAGUUGGGAUCCGGAUGUGAGAGAUGACAUGGAGAUGAUGUUGAAUAAAAUCAUUCCUGAAGGAAUGCCUUACAGACAUAGUUGCGAGGGCCCUGAUGACAUGCCAGCACAUGUGAAAGCAUGCUUUCUGGGUUCCUCCUUAAGUAUUCCAAUUGCGGAAGGCCAACUGGCUCUGGGUACUUGGCAGGGAGUAUGGCUGUGUGAACAUCGUGACCGUGCUGGCAGUCGCAAGCUAGUUAUCACACUCACCGGCUGCUUAAGGGAUCUGGCCCGCAGUCCCUUGAGCCCUGUAAGUCCAAUUGCCUCUACCAGCAGCUAGGACCACUCUCACCCCCAACGGCGUGGCAAACGUCAGCUGCGCAUAUCCACGUCUAGCGACUCAAGCUAGCAGCCGCCUAACUUUAGCCGAAAUCUAAGAGUACAAUCUAAGGAAGAGUGAAGGGAUACUAUCGCAAUUAUGGGAAUAGCAUGUGCAGCUCGUCGCGACCAAAACACUCACGGUAGAUAACGUCUAUCGACAAAAGCAUAGCAUAACAAUCCUCAAGACACUAUAUUAAUUUCUAUAUUCUAAAUUUAACUUCACAACAAUGACCAUUUUUGCACACUACAUCAUGACCAACAAUGUUCCAAUCAAACUGUUCAUUUUUUUCCAAAGUUAUAAGCACUGAAAUUGCAACAGUGCGCAUGCGCCAUAUAAAAAAAAAAAAACGCACAGACUGGCUACAUUAAUACAAAUUAUCACAAUUUGACGUAAUGAUACCAAACGAAACGUCACAUCCUGUAUCGAAUUGAAUAGACUUAUUCGUACACUGAAAGCUGCCAAUGCGACAUGCGCAUCGCUUCGAAACUCGAUAAAAUCCCAAUGUUCAUUAAGCGUGUGUAUCCGGCACUCUUCUAUCGCUAUACUCUUAGCCGAAAAAUUAAUAAUCUACUGCGCUCCGGUAUGAUGCGUCCAAUACUCCGAAUUUAAUUACAUAGCUUUAUUUCGUGAAUCCCUUUUGUAAUAGCGGCGCGAUUCGCAACAACUGCGAGUGUGGUUUACAAAGAAAAGGAAAAGAAAAAGAAAAAAUAGAAAAAAGUGAAAAUAGCCAAGAAAACACAUACGGGCAUCACGAAACAUACAAGUGGACAGUGCUACAGUAAAACGGACUCGUAAGCGCAUCAGCUAAGGGAAGAAGAAAGCAAAGGCAUGAAAUAAAGGAUUAAUUAUGCAUUAACAAUAACAUACUCAACUGAGAGAACGUGCGCAUCCUACUUUUCUACGUUUACGCGAGGCAGAUUCAGCUUGAGAGUAUAGGUGCAUUUUUGGCACGACAUCCUAACACGAUGCUUCUUCGUAGGCUAGUCGUUUUUAAUGACGUUUCCAUUGCAUUGGGGGUGUAAAUAAAAGGGGUACGUUCGAAAUUACUUUGCUGUGCCGGGGAACAUUUUAAACGUUAUCGCACGAACGGUCUAUUUACUCGUCUCGCGAGUAACGCCUUUGACCUUUUGCGAACGUCGAUCUCGCGGUGGCGCUGAGUAAUUGCGCUUUCAUCUUUGACCGUUCGUAUUUCUGAAUUUUAAAGGAAAUAAAAAGGGGUGCGCGACGAGAGGCAUACCCGUCGAAAUAUUAUGUUCCCUCGCCAAGCACAUGAGCACUGCAAAGAAUUGAGACGCACAAGAGAUAAACAAGAUGAACGAGAGAUAACUAAGGACAAACGUUAAUAAAGUAAAAGGAGAAAAAAGAGUGAAGAUGAUGUGAAAGGGCAACUACCGGUGACUCUGGUGUUGCUAAAAAAAAAGUCAUUAAUACGAAUGAAGUAUGGUUAAUAAAGGGAAGCUUUGAACAGGAGUUUUCAAAUGCAUCUAAAAUAACGUGUAACAUUCCUGCGAGCGGUUAAUGUUAGCCACAGUUUUCCUCCUCGUAUAACAUAAUUAAUAUAAAUGGUCGUCCAUUACAAUUACUGGAAAUGCUUCAACAUUAAGUACGUUAAUACUAUUCGUGCGGACGAUUUGGUAUGGUGAUGGGGAUGACGAUGAUUGUCUUCUGCGUGAAAUGCGUUUAUCGUGUAACAAUAGAGAAUUAUUAGAGGAGCUCAAGAAAAACUGAUAACGUUUACUUUAACCGCGUGGGUUCAUUUAAGAAUGGCAUGUGCUUUUUGAUUGUUAGGUUGAUAAUCUCUUGUGUCCUUGGUAUUACAAGGAGAAUCUAAGGAGAUUAUGAACGAGUGUGAGAGAUUGUGUAACUGGGAAAAUUAUUCUGGCGGUAACAAUCUAAAGUAUCUUGAUUCAGAUUGUUACGCAGUUAUCUGUUACAGAAAUCGAAUAGGAUUCAUUACGAAGGCUGCGAAGGGAAUAGACUUGGAGUUACUCUAAUUUGAUGUUUAUUAUUCUUCAACUUGUGUUUCGCAAGGCCAAACGACCCAGUGACAACUACUUAUUGCUUGUUCGAUAACAUGAAUUCUGUAUUACAUUCAUAAUUGAAUUUACUGAUGGUUAUUAUUUAGCAAUCGGAUAGUAUGUUCCUGAUGGUUUUCACUUUUUUGUAUCUGAUUAAGUGCGGGCAAUCUGGAUCCAAUUAUUGUACAAGAUCUAAUAACGUAUACACUGAGGAUGUUAAGUCGAGCUGCGUUACUAAUUAAUAGUGUAUCACUAUGGGUAUAAUGAGUGACGUUUUAAGGUGAGUCAAAUAAACUGUGCACCAAAUUGCGAAUUGCAUUGACUAGCAUGUGUGCACGAGAGAAAGAGAGGAGGAUGUAAUCGAUGGGAACGAACGAACUUCUAGAAUUUCAAAAUGUCAGUCCAAGCGAUUUAAGGGAGACAUAUGAUGAAAAAAAAAUAUAUGAAACAAUGCGUAAAAUAAUCAUUCCUGGGUUCGUUGUAUCCACGGUAGUUAAAGUUUGCCAUUAAAUAUUGUUCAAGCGAAUGCGUCUAGUCAGCCCUUUUGAUUGGAAUAAAUGAGAGAGAGAGAGAAAGAGAGAGAGAGAGAGAGAGAGAGAGAGAGAGUGAAAAUGAAAAAGACACAGUUUACACUCCAAUACAAGAGUGAUCGUAAUGCACUCAACUUUUUCUUAGUAAUUUGUAACAAUCAUAUCGUACGUCGAUACUCUGUAGGGAAGCCCUUGCGUUGUCUUGCCAUUGUCAAUUUCCGCCCUUGAUACGACAAAGGAGAAAGAUAAAGAGAGAGAAGGAAAAAAAAAGAGAAAAAACAACUCAAUGCUCAACGUGAUGACAAGAUGUUUAAUUUAAGACAAAAAAAAGAAAAGAAAUUGCCUCGAUUCGUUCACCACCAUAAAGAGGUGAAAUAAAUUUUCGCAUCGAUCCAGCGGUCAUCAUCAUUUUUACCCUAUAUAGUCAUCAGCGUUGUCUUACAAAGUAAGCGCGAGAGCAUUAAGUCCUUUUUAUUAAUUUAUCCAUUUUCUUUGGUUUACAUCCUCUUUUCGUAUUUCUCAAUCGUUUCCCGCGUGUGUGCUUCGUCGGUUUUUAAACGGAUACUUAUAGGCACGAACUGUAAGAUAUAGACAUUAUAGCGUUAGGGAAGCACAAAUUUAUUCGUAAGACUUUAACAUAGGGUACAAUAAAUAAGGGAUUAAGAUGUGUAAUGGCUUUAAUAACGAUAAACAUUCGAGGGCUGUUAAAUUAUAUAGCGGGUGACGUGUGCGCAACACUGUUUUUUUUUCUUUUUCGCCACGUUAUUGUUGCAUCGAAUGAUUGUGAGCGAAAAUGAGAAUGGAUGAAUGCGAUAGAAAGAGAGAGAGAGAGAGAGAGAUACAGAAAAAUAAAUAAGAAAGAGCAGGGAAAGAAAGAGUGAUAAAUGAUAUGAGAAAUUGAUGGUUACUCCUAUCACACCAUGACUCCCUACCUCGCCGUCUUCGUUGCCAUCCACAGGGAGUCUCUUGAGAUGAAAAUUCUUCGCGUCCAAGUCUUCGCCUCUAGUCUUAGUCUUAAAGAGAAGCUCGCACGGAUAUCCAGACGCUCCAAAUUCCAAUUAAAGCCUACAAAGCGUUCUUUUUUUUUUUAUUAUUUAUCUUUAUUUUCUCCCUUUGCUUUUAAGUUCAUUAAAAGAGAAAGGGUUAAACAUAGAAUCAGAUGACGCACUGCGACGUUCACUUGUUCGUUAUCAUUUCUGCACAAGACUCUCUGGUGAACCUUAUGGGUUAUAUGUUGGAAAUCUUAUAAGAAAGUGCGUGAAGAAUAUGAAGAGAUAGAGAGAGAGAGAGAGAGAGAGAGAGAGAGAGAGAGAGAGUACUCGUUGACCUUUUAUACACAGUGUGCAAAGUUUAACAAUAGCUGGAUAUAGCGGACCUGCAACUUUUUAACAUUAAUGUGUGAAGAGGAAUAUAAGGUGAGGAGGGAUGGGCGAGGAGGCAUAUAAUAAUACUGAAUAUAAAUAAUAUUGAUGAAAAUGAAAAAUAAAUAAGAGACACUUAUACCUUACGCCAUGCAAAGAUGCGAAGCAACCUGUAAACGAGUAAGCCAUAAGUAUAACAACACAUAGUUCUUAAUUAAAUAUUGACACGCUGUACAUAUGAAACUAAAACCAAAUUAUGCAUUGUGUGUAUGCUAAUGAGAGAAAGAGAAUUGCGAGAUUCGUGAGGAUGAGCGAGAGAGAGAGAGAGAGAGAGAGAGAGAGAGAGAGAGGAGAAUACAAAUGCGAGCGUUAACCGUUUUUAAAUAAUAAUGAAAAGAUUUGAUUAGCUGUUACGCGAGAAAGGUGCGUGAUGGUAAAAGAAGAAAAAAAGACAAGGGAGUGAUCUUAAUCGGAGUAAUUAAUUUAACGUGUUUAAUGAAUUAGUUCUCGAAAUCAUCGGAUGCUGAGAAUAUAGUGGGUUUUGUAGUAGGUACCUUAUCGAAAUUUUUAAUUAAAAUCGUAACGAACAAAUAAAUCGUGAGGUACGUGCGCGACGAUAGCAAAUGACAAAACGGCAAACAAGAACCAGACAAUUUACGCGCACGCAUCUUUAAUUACGCGUGAUAGGUGAUAUCUGAAACUAUUAAGGGACCGUGUGAGCCCGAAUCGUGCGAUUGGACAAUUAAUUGAAGUUUUGGUUAUGUUUUUUCUUUCUUUUCCCCCGUGCGACGCAUUCUAACGAACGUUUGCCUGUACGUCGCGUCAAAGAAUCUUAAACACGCGCUCCACGUUAUUACGCAUAAGAACCUGGAUUCAUUAUUAUAUGGGUAAGCAGUGUCCUUUUUUGGCGACAAGCAAUAGCAUUUCAUCAAUAAAUAAGCACGUUAUCGUACACAUGUUGUCCGGCUCUUUUCUUUUUCUUUCUCUUCUCUCUUUUUCGUUUGGUACUCUUCGUUUGUGCCGUUCCUGACGGGAACGACGAGAGUUGACGACGAACUGGGCAUAAAUCAUUAAUAAAGAGAAAACAGUAGUAGG